Molecule: messenger RNA, 1180 nt
Organism: Trichosurus vulpecula (common brushtail)
Lineage: Eukaryota; Metazoa; Chordata; Mammalia; Diprotodontia; Phalangeridae
Gene: FAM110D
Product: family with sequence similarity 110 member D
Exons: 2
Coding region: 147-950 (267 amino acids)
Source: RefSeq, a predicted model, not a curated record
GUCUCAGUUCAUUCUGUCCUUCCAGUCUGCCUGCAUCUGUCUGGUGCCUCCUUGUUCUGCUCCCAAUCUCCUUCAGAGAAGCCUUAACUAGAGGCGCAGCUAGUCUCCGGUGGCCCACAGGGCAUUGCUCCCCCUGCCCUGCUGAGAUGCAUUCCACUUCACUGGCCACCCCAUCCCCCACCCGGACCCCCAGCGCUGUAGAGAGGCUAGAGGCAGACAAGGCCAAGUAUGUCAAGACCCAGCAGGUGAUCGCCCGGCGCCAGGAGCCAGCCCUUCGAGGGGGAUCAGGCCCUCUGACCCCUCACUCCUGCAAUGAGCUGGAGUCCCCACCCUCACCGAGGCCUCUUGGGCCAGCCCGAAGAGGUAGCGGCAAGCGCCUUCUGAGGCCCGACUCACUCAUCAUCUACCGGCAGAAGCGGGACUGCAAGGCAGUAAACAAAGAGAAUGCCAAGGGGCAGAGCCUUGUUCGACGCCUCUUCCAGGGAGCGUCCCCGGAUUCUCCUGGAACCCCCAGCCCAAUAGAGCGGGUGGCCCCAGUGCCCCGAGCAGGAUGGGCCACAGCUGGGAAGGGUCCAGGAGCCCCACAGCCCACAUCUCCUGAGUCGGGCAAGCGAGCCCUCUGUCCCACAUGCUCCCUGCCCUUGUCUGAGAAAGAACGUUUCUUCAAUUACUGUGGGCUGGAGCGGGCACUGGUGGAGGUUCUGGGUGCUGAGAGGUUCUCACCUAAGACCUGGGAAACAGAUGCCAGCCCUCCACUGGGCAGGCCCAGCUCUGAGGGUGGCAGCGAGUGGGAUUCGAGUGGGGGUGAUGGUGGCGGUGGAGACUCUGAGGUGGGCACGUCUAGAGACGGGCAACCCCCUGUAUCUGUGGUGGAACGUAACGCCAGGGUCAUCAAGUGGCUCUACGGGUGCCAGCGGGCUCAGGCACCUCCCCUGGAGUCAGAAGUGUGAGUGGGUAUGAAGGUAGAGAAUGAGUGGGCAUAGGAGCUGGGCUCUUCCCUGCCCAUGGGAUGGCACCGUCUGUGGGAUAGUAUUGCUGCCCCAGGCCUGAUGCUCUGGCUGAGGGGCAGGACCCAGGCUGGAGUAAUUGGGAAGAGUGAAGAUAACUCCAUGGCCCCUGUGGAGGCUUGAUCUGGGGAGUGGGGGGUCAGGAUGGGGUAUCAGGGCUGUGUCCGGGAGAC